Fonsecaea pedrosoi CBS 271.37 is the source of this 2016-nucleotide messenger RNA. RefSeq lists its product as uncharacterized. The transcript has a single exon. The coding region runs from base 1 to 2016 and encodes 671 amino acids. Gene Ontology annotation, molecular function: copper ion binding; oxidoreductase activity. NCBI's taxonomy places the organism in Eukaryota, Fungi, Ascomycota, Eurotiomycetes, Chaetothyriales, Herpotrichiellaceae. The record is from RefSeq and is a predicted model, not a curated record.
AUGGCGUUCACACGCCUUCUCAAGGCUGUCGCCGCCCUCACACUCGUUUCCUCGAUCCAAUCCGUCGCCGCCGAUGGUGGCUCCGGCGACAGCUCAGUCUGCGCCUCGUCGUCCAAAUGCAUUCCAUUCACUAUUGACCUCACUUGGGCGCCCACAGACCCCAGCAAAGGCAUCUCCAGAAAUGCCAUCCUGACCAACGGCUCCCUACCCGGUCCUCCCUUGAAGAUGAAGGUUGGGGACUGUGUCGACUUUGUCGUCAACAACAACAUGCCUAAUGCCACUGGCAUCCACUUCCACGGUAUUCGUCAAAAUGGUACGCCAUGGGCCGACGGUGUGCCCGGUGUCAGCCAAUACUCGAUCCAACCUGGUACCAGCUACAUGUAUCAAUGGACCGCGACCGAGUCGGGCAACUACUUCUACCAUGCUCAUUACAAGGGACAGAUGAUGGACGGUCUCUACGGUGCCAUUCUGAUUGCUCCAGCGGAUGAUGCUGAGACGCCCUUCAGCCAGAUCAGCAGCUCUGAUGUGGAUGCCAUCACCAAGGCUGCGCUCAACGUUGAGCCCGUCUUUGUCACCGACUGGAACCGAUACACCUUCGAUGAGUUCUUUGCGGUUGAACAGACGGCAAACGUCGACUGGGCCUGCAGUGACUCGAUCACCCUGAACGGAUUCGGCUCGCAGUACUGCCCAUCUAUUGCCGACCUCACCGCAUCUGCUGCUCCUCAAGAACCGCAAGUGCUGAACGGCUCCUCUCUGACCGCCAAGGGCUGUGUUCCUCCUAACAAUGCUGCCAUCCAAGGUGGCCAGUACCUUGCGCUCCAGAACCUGGCUGCUUUACCUACCGAUGCUUACGACACCUGCAUUGGCUAUGGUGGUUCGAACUUCACCUACUCGGUUGACCCCAGCAAUGGAUGGGCUGCGAUGAGCUUCAUCAGCCCUGCCGGUGUUGUGUUGGUCAAGGUCACCAUCGACAGCCACAAGCUGUACGUCUACGAAAUCAACGGCAACUACAUUGUCCCUCAAGUUGUGGACCAGAUCAGUCUCAGCAACGGUGACCGUGUCUCGUUCUUGGUCAAGCUCGACCAAACCCCCGGUGACUACACGAUCCGUGUUGCCAACGAGGGUAUCAACCAGGUCAUCUCGGGCUUUGGUGUCCUGUCGUACAAGGGUGGCAACAACGCGCCCGCUGGUGUCUCGGCGAUGAACUAUGGUGGCCAGAACACUACUGCCAUUGUCCCCCUGAACAAUGCUCUCGCCGCUCCUUACCCAGCCAACACCCCUGCGCCGAGCGCCGAUGUCAGCUUCAUCCUGGACAUCCAGAAGUCUCCCGUUCAACCUACCGAGGCGUGGGCCUGGACACUGUCGGGCACUGAUUCGUACAACAUGAGCAGCGAUGAUGACACUCCCCCUCUUCUGUUCCAGAGCCCGUCGAGCAUUCCCACCAGCGACUUGAUCUUGGAGACCAAGGCCAACCAGUGGGUUGACUUGAUCAUCAAGGUUUCGGGCCCCGUGGCUGAGCCGCAUCCCAUCCACAAGCACGCCAACAAGUUCUACAUGAUUGGCGCCGGUGUGGGCGACUUCAACUUCACCAACGUGGCCGAUGCCAUCACGGCCGGCUACCCAUUCAACCUGGUCAACCCUCCUUAUGUUGACGGCUUCACCAGCAUCCCUGCCGAGGGCAACAACACGUGGAUGGUGUUCCGGUACGAGGUCAACACGCCUGGUGCCUGGCUCCUCCAUUGCCACGUCCAGUCUCACUUUUCUGGCGGUAUGGCUGUUGCUAUUUUGGACGCUAUUGACAACUUCCCCACUGUCCCGUCGGAUGUGGGCAAGGUCUGCCCUGGCUCAGGCACCAGCACGUCUGGCAGCGACAACUCGGGCACGCAAGUGCAGAACGAGGGAUCUAGCACGACCAGCGCUGUGUCUACGUCGUCAUUCACUGGAGCGGCCUCGUCAGUGAUGGUAUCAUCUGGCACGGCAGCUCUUGGAUUGCUUGCUCUUGCUUUUGCUCUGUGA